Messenger RNA from Pyricularia oryzae 70-15, 4468 nucleotides. RefSeq names its product vacuolar protein sorting-associated protein 9. Gene Ontology annotation, molecular function: small GTPase binding; ubiquitin binding; guanyl-nucleotide exchange factor activity. Lineage: Eukaryota; Fungi; Ascomycota; Sordariomycetes; Magnaporthales; Pyriculariaceae. Bases 507 to 2750 code for a protein of 747 amino acids. Gene Ontology annotation, cellular component: endocytic vesicle; cytosol. Gene Ontology annotation, biological process: vesicle-mediated transport. The record is from RefSeq and is a predicted model, not a curated record. The transcript has 4 exons.
CCGCCAUCAAGAAACGCUCCGAUCCUAGUGACACUGCGUUUGCUUGAAGAGCUACCAAGCAAAGGUCGGACAACCAUCGCCCUAGAAGAAGGACCAUUCACUCAUUUCCGGACCCUAUCACAGCCGGCCCGCUUUGCGUUCGGUCGCGAGAAAUCCCAUAUCCGGGCCUAAACUAUCUAGACCGAAACUGUCUUGCCACCCAACCCAGAACUGAGAGACCUAGCUGUGCUUGGUCGUAGAUCCAAACUCAAUUGAUUUCCGAUCUACCUACGCACCCUGGAUACCAGACCUUCGCAAAUACGACCUCAAACAUCGGGCACGGAGCCCCGUCGGUCGAGCUCCGUUGCGUGUCGUCUUCCGACCGAACGGGCCAGGAGUCCAAGCUCACGAGCUCCGUCUCGGAACAUGCUCCCCAGGUCACCACAGCCGCAGAGUUGAUCUCGCCUUUGUCUAUCGCAUCCCCUGAAGCAGACCUGAAGAACCCACCGAUCACCACGGCUGCCAACAUGGCUCCACGAGACGAGAACCAGACCAACGGCCAGGUCGAGGACCUGAUAGACCUCAACGAGGCACCGUCACUCUCUGCUACAGAGGUCGUCAAGGACAAGACGGUAACGGAACCAAGGCAAACAACGGAGCCACCAACACAGGAACUGUCCGAAACCAUGGACUCGUCGAUAGCGACCCUCAAGCCCACCAGUGCACCAUCAACCACCGUUGCAACGCAAUACCUGACCAUCGAGGCCAGCACCUACGUCGACCCAACCCCACCGACUCCAGACGGAUCACAACCGCCAUCCCGCACGCCCUCCAACGCCCGUCGCUCCUCGAAUGCAACCUCACCAGCACCCUCCGAUGGGGCAUACGACUUUGACAAGCGGUAUGUCAGCGAAGAUGAACAGGAGCAAGGCGGGAGCAGCAGCCGCUCUGAGAUUCAGAGCAUCAUGGAGCAGUUCACUGGCGACGGCGGUGGUCCAGGCGCUGAUGAGGUCAUGUCACCGCGACUUGAGAUUGCUGGACCUCUACUCGGAACGCCGCAGCAGCACCCCCCUAGAAAGUCGAGUCUUGAGCCGCUGGCGCCGAGCAUCGCAUCGCAGUUUCAAGAUCUAAAUGUGUCAAACUCUCCGCCAUCUGCAGGAAAGGCCAAGGAGGUAGCAGUGGAGGACGAGGAGCGACCACCAGUGCCGCCCAAGGACAUUACUAUUCCCGACCCCGCGACGUCGCAAGACAGCCUUGGCGAGCAAGUGCUCUCGCCGACUGUAUCGAUGCACCGACCGCCUCCGCCAGAACCUGACGAAGAGCCAGCCCUUCCGUUUGACUUUCACCGCUUCCUCGAACAGUUGCGGAAUAAGAAGGCCGAUCCUGUAGCCAGGUACCUGAAGUCAUUUCUUUCCGAAUUUGGAAAGCGGCAAUGGAUGGUUCACGAGCAAGUCAAGAUUAUUGGUGACUUCCUUGCUUUCAUUGCCAACAAGAUGGCACAGUGUGAUGUUUGGCGUGAGGUUUCAGACGCCGAGUUCGACAACGCGCGCGAGGGCAUGGAGAAGCUCGUCAUGAACCGCCUCUACACUCAGACCUUCUCGCCUGCCAUACCCCCGCCGCAGCCCAUACCAGGGUCUAAGCCAAACAGGAAGCGAGGCGGUGAAAGGCCGAUGGGUCCGGGAAGGAGAGGUCAGCAUCAGGAGGAUGUGGAAAGAGACGAGAUUUUGGCGCAAAAGAUCAAGAUAUACGGUUGGGUGAGGGAAGAACACUUGGACAUACCCCCGAUCGCCGAGAGUGGACGGAGGUUCUUGAAGCUUGCGCAGCAGGAGCUACUCAAGAUAUCAACAUAUCGAGCACCACGUGAUAAGAUAAUAUGUGUUUUGAACUGCUGCAAGGUUAUAUUCGGACUGCUCAAACACUCCAAGUCGGAUUCAUCCGCCGACUCCUUUAUGCCACUACUCAUCUACGUCGUCCUUCAAGCCAACCCUGAUCAUCUGGUAUCCAACGUGCAGUACAUAUUACGAUUCAGGAACCAAGAGAAACUGGGUGGCGAGGCUGGAUACUAUCUUUCAUCACUAAUGGGCGCGGUUCAGUUCGUGGAAAAUAUGGACCGUACAACCCUGACCAUCACUGACAACGAGUUUGAGCAAAAUGUCGAAAGGGCAGUUAUGGAAAUCGCGGAGAAGCACCCGCCGCAGUCACCACCCCUCCCACCCUCACAGUCCGAAAAGCCACAAUAUCAUUCUCAUCAUAACAAUCACUAUAAUGCCGGUGAAUCAUCAUCAACCUCAGCGAGACCAUCUCUUGACAUCAUCUCCGACGGCAACCGGCCUGGCACUCCGCGGCGCUCGACCGACGGCGGCGAGUCCUCGGAUCUGGAAAAGGAGGCCCCGAUUUCAGGCUUGCUGCGAUCUAUCCAGCGACCGCUCAGCCACAUUGGACGCAUGUUUACCGAAGACCCGACGCCGGUUUCGGGACCGAGCCGAGGUAGCCCCGUGCACACCCCACAGCCCCGGCGAUCGGAGGAGGCGCCAGGGCAGCAGCAGCAAAAAGUUCGACAGCACUUGUCAGCAGAAGAGGCGGCGGCAAGGCAGGCGAGCGCAGAGGCGGCAGAGGCACAGAGGCUUCACCGUGCUGAGCAUGCCAACAUUGUUGAAACGCUAGCGGGCAUGUUUCCUGACUUGGAUCGUGAUAUCAUCAGCGAUGUCGUGUAUCAGAAGGAGGGAAGGGUGGGAUUGGCUGUUGACGCGUGUCUUGCGCUGUCAGCAUGAGGGGAUGAGGCGAGGUUAUUUACAACUAGGCAUAUCUAAGGCCAUACGAAUAUAUAUACUGGCCAGGCACGAAGCCAAGUAUAUGCUUAAUUGCGAUCAGCGAUGAUUAUGUUGCGCAGCUGGAAGGCUAAUUGCUAAUAUCGGAGGAUGACGGCCAGCAUCUGCUACCAGCACUGGGGAGACUGAGUUUGAUGUCGUUUAGCCAGCAUUGCUCCACAGCAAAAUGUGGCAUUGUACCUUGAUUGAAUCGAAAGCAUAGCCGCAAUGUGCAGUUUUUCCAUGCUGGGAAAGGCGGAAAUUUUCCCUUCAGCCAGGAAAUAAAUGUUACGCCGAACAGUUGGGUGGAACUCAAUGACAACCUUGCCCGCAACAUACGCGGCUGCAACAUUCGGAUCUGGAUGUGAAAUCUCUUGAACUCCCCUUAUCGUGAUGAUAAAAACUGGGAGAGCAUCCGCCGCGCUCUGCGGCGCCCAGGCGAUUUCGUCUCACAACUUCCUCAUUGCCCUCCUCUUACUACGAGGUGAAUCUCGCUCGUGACGGGAUGGCAUGAGGCACGAAAAUCAAGACAGCCUAACCUUCUCGUGCCCAGUGUUGCGUCCAAAAAACGGCGAGCCACGAGCUGCUUAUUUGACCGAGGAAACCAAAGUCGCCAGUCUGGCCAGACUCUGUGCUGCUGGUUUCGACGUUCAUCGUGUGGCCGGACUGCGAAACAACAGAGAAAACUCAAGGGUCCAGACUCUUUUUUUUGUAAUAAGCUUACGGUCUAUUCUUCUUUGCACGGAUGAUCGGCAUUGCUUGGUACAAAGUACCUACCUCCCUAGGUGAGCGAGCGGGGGAAGAAGAGAGGAGGCCAAGACGUCAGACAACAGCAGCUGGGGCUUGUGCCGCACUCAUACCACGGAUAGGGGGAUCUUGGGAGCAUCGCAGACCUCGAUGCCCACGGCAAGGUUCGAAAUCGACUCGAGUAGUCCCAGAUUACCGCCGCGGUCGAAGCAUCUCAAGGGCACGGCGGACAAGGGGUUCGAGGGAUUUCAGUACACAGGGGACCAGAGGGUCUGGCCUUGAGCUGCAAAGAAACCAUCCGGCACGGACUCUCGUCGCCAUCACCGAGUAGGACCUAGCCCCUGCAGCUUGCCUGUGCAUAGCUGAGAACAUCGUGAGGAUACUUCUCGACCGAUUAAAGAAAAAACCAUCGUCUCCCUCGAUGUUGCCCCUUUUUCUAUUCUCCUCAAGCCGCCCAGAAGCCAGCACAAGCACCACAUCCAAAUCCUCCGCAGCUCGCUGCCUCACUCACCUAGUCUUUUCCGUCACACCCGGCCUCGAGGAAACCUUGCUACGGGUGAUGCGUGUCAUUAUCUCUUGGAGGGAGGGGGGACUUGUUCAAUUUUUGUCACUCGUUUGAAAAGCACCCUUGAUACUUGCUACUUUGUCCCUUGUCAAAAAUAUACAGCAGUCUUUCUUGUCCCCCGGGCCAAGAUUUAAGAUACGAGAUCUGGUGUGGUCUAGGUUCAUUCGCUAGCAAAGCUCGAGUCAUUCUCAUCGAGACGCCCUUAUUCAAGCAGAUGAUCUAGUCAAAAAAGAGGAUAGUAAGACACGCACACUUUACUAGUAGUAGAAGCUUCUAACUAGCCUUUUAUUAUAUCUCGCGUAACGUUUGCAUUGUGGACAAAUAUUUAUCACCAACAGCUACACGACCAAAUGUAAAGUAUAAAAACUGC